Molecule: messenger RNA, 3406 nt
Organism: Anguilla anguilla (European eel)
Lineage: Eukaryota; Metazoa; Chordata; Actinopteri; Anguilliformes; Anguillidae
Product: transmembrane protein 132D
Exons: 9
Coding region: 57-3362 (1101 amino acids)
Source: RefSeq, a predicted model, not a curated record
GUUUCUGCCCUCAAACAUUGUUGGAAGUUUUUGAGUCAACAACAACAACAAAAAAAAUGUUACCCCUCUGCACGCUGGAGUUCAUCAUUACGUUGCUUUUCAGAGUGAUGGAGGGUCGCAUGUUCCCAGAGGCGCUGCAGAGGUUCCCCCUGGCCCCCGCGUACCUCCCCGUCAGGUACCAGGUGCUGAACGCCGAGUCGGCCUUCUUCCUGAAGGAGGCCAACCAGGACUUGAUGAGGAACUCCAGCCUGCAGGCUCGCACCGAGCCCUUCUUCGUGCACCAGGCCCGGCGGCCGCCCUCCGUCAACGCCAGCUACGGCCCCCUGUGGGUGGAGCGGGCGGUGCCUCCGGAGCUCCUGCAGGUGGGCGCGGCCUUCUCCUCCUCCUCCUCCUCCUCCACCUCCUCCUCCGUCUUCACUUUCAACUGGAAGGUGCAGACCUUCAUCAUCAGCGAGCGGAUCUACCCGGGCGAGCCCAAGGUGCAGGUGCUGUUCUACGUGGCGGGGCGGGACUGGGACGACUACGGCGCGGUGGAGGGGCUGCCCUGCGUGGGCAUGCUGGCCUUCCACGAGACCCAGGAGGUGCGGGGCGGCUGCCGGCUGCGGGGCGAGCUGGGCCUGUGCGUGGCCGAGCUGGAGCCCCUGCCCGGCUGGUUCAGCCCCCCCAGCGUGGUGCCCGGGCGCCAGAGAGCCCCCGAGCAGGCCGACGGCACCCCCGUGGAGCUCUACUACGUGGUGCGGCCCGCCCAGGGCGGGGACUGCGGCACCGAGGACCCCAGGAAGGGCGGCUCCGCCCGCUCCGACCCCAGCGGCGGCGGCGGGGGGCCCUCGGGGGCCUCUGGCUCCGCCCCCAUGCGGAGGAUCGGAAGCGUGCGGCUGCACCAGAGCUCCACCGACGCGCAGCUCGGCCAGGUCAGGCUGGACGCCAACUUCGUGGUCCUGAUGCCGUCGGGGCCGGUCAGGCAGAGGGACGGCGUCACCGCCUACGUCGCGACCUCUGACCCCUCUCAGGUGGACCGGUUCACCCUCAGGGUGACGCUGAAAAGGGGCGUGGAGUUCCUGGGGGCGAGGCCCAGCGCCCCCUUCCUGUGGUCGGUGACCCAGGACGAGAGGAGGGAGGGGCAGAAGGUCAUCACCCUGCAGUGCAGCCGGAGCGACCCGGGGUUCGACCGCAGGGUGGAGUCUGGGUUCCAGAAUGUUCUGCAGGUGGACCUGGAGGUGGAUGACUUUCUGGCCCCGCCCAGCAGCAGGGCCGUUUCCUGGCAGGUGGAGUAUCCUGGGACUAGGGUGGUCACCACAGAGACCGAGACACUAAUACAGCUGGCGCACAGGAAGCUGGGAGGCCUCGUGCCAUUGGCUAUGGACACGGAGAUCCUGAACACGGCCGUGCUGACGGGGCGGACGGUUGCCGUGCCGGUGAAAGUGGUGACGGUGGCGCCGGACAGCGGCGUGGCGGACGUGACCGAGACGGUCUCGUGCCGCUCGGUCGACGACGACGUGGUCAAGGUGUCGGACAGGUGCGACUACGUCUUCGUGAACGGGAAGGAGAGCAGGGGGCGGGUGCGGGUGUCGGUGAACUUCACCCUCGGGCCCCUGAGCGCCCAGCUGGAGAUGAGCGUGUGGAUGCCCCGCCUCCCCCUGCAGGUGGAGGUGUCCGACCCCGAGCUCAGCCAGAUCAAGGGCUGGAGGGUGCCAGUUGCCCCUGGCGACCAGAGGUCUGAUGCUGCUGAUGAUGACGAAGGCGAGUAUGACGAAGACGACGGAGGCGGGCGGGGGCGGGACUGCGUGCCGCAGUACCAGGGCGCCAUGGUGCGCGUCCUGACGCACUUUGCGGCCGAGUCGGCGGACGGCCGCGGCCAGACGGACUUCCUGCUGGGCAGCGACUGGCAGGUGGACGUCACGGAGCUGGUGUGGGACUGCCUCCGGGUCCGGGACCCCCUGAUCGCCCAGCUGCGGGACGGCCAGGUGCUGAUGGGCCUGCAGAGAGGGGAGACUUUGUUACAGGUGCUGUCUCCUCUCUCAGACUCGGUUCUGGGUGAAAGGUCGGUGAAGGUGCUGGAUGACAGGGUGUCCAUCACGGAGCUGGGGGUGCAGCUGGUCUCCGGCCUCUCCCUCUCCCUGCAGCUCAGCCCCGGAAGCAACAGGGCCAUCGUCGCCACGGCAACCACGCAGGAGGUGCUGCACAGCCCCAAGCAGGAGUCUCUAAUCAGCGCGUGGCUGCAGUUCAGCGACGGCUCCAUGACCCCCCUGGACCUGUACGACCCCGCCCACUUCCUGCUGACGGCCAGCUCGCUGGACCCGGCGGUGGUGGGCGUGCGGCAGGGCGCGGUGUGGAAGUGGCCGGUCAUCGUGGCCGAGAGCGAGGGCCAGGGGCUGCUGGUGAGGGUGGAGAUGUCCGCCAGCGAGCGCUGCCAAGCCCCAGAUCGCCGCGGCGUCCUCGCCGCCGGCAACGCCGGCGUCCGCGUCAGGUUCGGCGCCCCCCCCGGGCCGGAGGGGGAGGGGGGGGAGGAGGGGGCGGAGACCCGGGCCGGGGGACGCGGGCGUCGCCCGGGGGCGGACGCGCCGUACUACGGGAGCUCCGUGUCCGGCGUGGAGGGCGGGGCCGCCGGGAGGGGCACCGCCGCCACCGCCAAGUCCGCCGUGGCCCGGGACGAGGGGGCCCGCCCGCGGGACGUCCCCGUGGACUUCCCCGCGCAGGCGGACCUCCCGCGCAACCGCAACCUGGAGGACGACCUGCUGCAGGCCCCCCGGGGGCUGACCGACCUGGAGAUCGGCAUGUACGCCCUGCUGGGCGUCUUCUGCCUGGCCAUCCUCGUCUUCCUCAUCAACUGCGUCUCCUACGCCCUCAAGUACCGCCACAAGCAGCUGCCCACGGGGGAGGGUCCCGAGGCCAUGAACCACGCCCACGACUGGGUGUGGCUGGGUAACCGGGGGGAGCUGCUGGACAGCCAGCCCAGCCUGUGCUCCGAGCCGGACGAGAGCACCACCGCCCUGGACCCGGGUGCCGGGUUCGAGGAGGGCAGCCACCUGCUCAACGGCACCGCCGCCGCCGCCGCGCAGAAGAACGUCCAGGGCCAGGUGCACCGGUCCGCCGACGGCGGCGGCGGCAACAGCGGCGGCCCGGGCGGCGACCACAAGAGCGAGUCGCUCAACUCGCCCACCACCAAGCGCAAGCGGGUAAAGUUCAGCACCUUCACCGCCGCGCCCCUGCCCGUCGGCACCCGCCAAGGCAUCGGUCACCUGACCGGCGUGCCCGGCGGCGACAUCACCUGGGUCUGCCAGGACGUGGAGCUCGGAGACUCCACUGAGCUCCGGAACUACAUGGAGAGAUUAGGGGAAAAUGUCUCUACAAACACUGCAUAGGAUUUUAUUUCAUUUUGUUCCCCACUUUUUGAUUUUCUUUUUUC